Xenopus tropicalis (tropical clawed frog) is the source of this 3522-nucleotide messenger RNA. It is a transcript of the gene galntl6, whose product is annotated as polypeptide N-acetylgalactosaminyltransferase like 6. Gene Ontology annotation, molecular function: polypeptide N-acetylgalactosaminyltransferase activity; carbohydrate binding. Gene Ontology annotation, cellular component: Golgi membrane. Lineage: Eukaryota; Metazoa; Chordata; Amphibia; Anura; Pipidae. The record is from RefSeq and is a predicted model, not a curated record. The coding region runs from base 994 to 2796 and encodes 600 amino acids. Gene Ontology annotation, biological process: protein O-linked glycosylation. The transcript is spliced from 12 exons.
AGCACCGGGAGAACUGUAGAGAAUGUGCUGCCUGCACAAAGCACAGAGCUAGCGAGUAGCGAGCAGCAGCGCCAAACAGCCCUACCCCAGCGCUCACCUCCAGGGCUGACCUGGCAGCUGUUCCAAGUUGAGGGGGGGGGGCAGAUGGUUUAUGAAAGUUGGGCUGGGGAGGUACAGUCGGCACAUCCCGCUGCUUAUAGGAUCUCAUCCUGCCAAUCUCCUUGAUUCCCAGCGCUUGGCAGGGUCCGGAUGAGCAGGUGCUGCUCCUGGGGACUGCGCGGUUUGACAGCUCGGGAUGCAGCAGCUUCCUCUGAUCUCCCGGGCGCUUUGUACAUAGAGCAGCGAUCGGGAGCUGGGGGUGAGCGCUCCUACAUGUGCCGACCCAAGCACAGGGGUACUAAGGAGAGUGUUCAGCUUUGUUCAUGCCAGACUACCAGUGUCAUCUGAGGGCACUGCCAUCCUAUUCUCCUUCCCUGCUGUUGGGAAUAGCAGUGACAUGUGGCAAUACAGAUCUAGGCUACUUUUCAUGGGGAUUAUUCAUUAGGGCUUCAUUCACUUUGUUUUUUUGCCUUUGAUAAUCACGUGUCCAAAUUGGAGUGAAAUUCUAGCUGCUCUGAUCUAGAUGCAAAGACUUGUCUGCCCAUGUGCUUUGCCUCAAACUUUCUGGAUGUCCUGAAGCAGUUUGUUCUGUAGGAGCUGUAGCCAACCAGCUGUGCUUUAUCAUUAACCCCACAGUCGCACACUAUAUGGGAUAUGGGUGUGGGCUAGAGGAGCCUGGGUUCCACACUGGAGAUCUAGCUGUAUAAUUAGCCCCAGCUUCUCCUGGCCCACAAGCCAUUUGCCAAGACUGAGUUGAUUGCUGCAAGUUUCCCUUCAGUGCUGAAGAUUUCAGGUUCUAACACAACUUGGAAGAACAAUUUUAACUGUGCCCAAGGCACUUCUCCUGCUGUGGAUUACAGUAUUUAUCUGCCAGCAUCUCCAUCCUUUAUUGCAAUGAAGAGGAAGCAAAAGAGGUUCAUUCAGGCUACGGUGCUUUUCAUGGUGACUUUAAUCCUCCUGCCCAAUAUAGGGCUGUGGUCCAUAUACAAGGAUCGACAGCUCAUGAAAUCUGCGGAUGCAGGGGAUCAGCCAUUUUCUCUGGGAGUGAGUGAGGCUCAGCUCUACACAUGGACAGAUGGCCUUAGAAGAAAAGACUGGCAUGACUAUGAGAGUAUCCAGAAGGAAGCAUUACGCUCAGGGAAAGGAGAGCAUGGAAAGCCAUACCCCCUAACUGAGGAAGAACAGGAUGACACCGUCUAUAGAGAAAAUGGUUUUAAUAUAUUUGUUAGCAACAAGAUUGCACUGGCGCGAUCAUUACCUGACAUUCGACAUCCCAACUGUAAGCACAAACUGUACUUGGAGAGACUACCCAACACCAGCAUUAUUAUCCCAUUCCACAAUGAGGGGUGGACUUCGCUCCUGAGAACCAUACACAGCGUGAUCAACAGGACUCCCGACAGUCUCAUAGAAGAAAUGAUUCUGGUAGAUGACUUCAGUGACAGAGAACACUUAAGGGAAAAAUUAGAAGAAUACAUGGCCUAUUAUCCCAAGGUUAGAAUUGUGCGGACCAAAAAACGUGAGGGGCUGAUCCGAACACGUCUUCUGGGAGCAUCUAUGGCAAAAGGAGAGGUGUUAACGUUUUUAGACUCCCAUUGUGAAGUUAAUGUGAAUUGGCUUCCUCCCUUACUUAAUCAGAUUGCUCUGAACCACAAAACAAUUGUGUGUCCCAUGAUAGAUGUCAUUGACCACAAUCACUUUGGGUAUGAAGCACAGGCAGGGGAUGCCAUGAGAGGAGCUUUUGACUGGGAAAUGUACUACAAACGUAUCCCUAUACCUCCAGAGCUUCAAAGAACUGAUCCCAGCGAGCCUUUUGAGUCUCCUGUAAUGGCUGGAGGUUUAUUUGCUGUUGAUCGAAAAUGGUUUUGGGAGCUUGGCGGCUAUGAUCCUGGGCUGGAAAUCUGGGGAGGAGAGCAAUAUGAAUUAUCGUUUAAGGUGUGGAUGUGUGGUGGAGAAAUGUUUGACGUGCCUUGUUCCAGAGUAGGUCACAUAUACCGCAAGUACGUGCCUUACAAAGUGCCAACAGGAACAAGUCUUGCAAGAAACCUGAAGCGAGUGGCUGAGACAUGGAUGGAUGAGUAUGCAGAGUACAUCUACCAGAGAAGGCCAGAGUACCGACACCUUUCUACUGGAGACAUAUCGUCCCAAAAGGAGCUCCGCAAGCAUCUCAAGUGCAAGGAUUUCAAAUGGUAUAUGUCUGAAGUAGCGUGGGAUGUACCAAAGUUCUACCCACCAGUGGAGCCACCACCUGCUUCUUGGGGAGAGAUUCGUAACGUGGCAUCCAAUCUCUGCAUUGAUAGCAAGCACGGGGCAACAGGAACAGAACUGAGACUGGACACCUGCGUGAAAGACGGAUCAGAGAGAACUUGGUCACAUGAACAGCUUUUUACCUUUGGAUGGAGAGAGGACAUACGCCCGGGGGAACCUCUUCACACAAGAAAAUUCUGCUUUGAUUCAAUAUCCCAUAGCAGCCCUGUUACACUAUAUGAUUGCCAUGGCAUGAAGGGUAACCAGCAGUGGAGCUACAGGAAGGAUAAAACAUUAUUUCACCCUGUCACCAACAGCUGCAUUGACUGCAACCCAGCUGAAAAAAAACUCUUCAUGAACAGAUGUGACCCUCUCUCUGAAACCCAGCAGUGGAUUUUUGAACACGUUAACAUGACAAUAUUACAGAAAUUCAACAUCUACAAUAAUUCCUAGGAAACCCAACAGGCUGCUGCUUAGUGGGCCACAAUCAUGAUUUUGAUUUCUGAGAUCCGGGACUCCACAUCCUGAGGAUUAGCGGAGACGCCUGCGGAAAGGCGGCCGUUACAAGAUGUCAUAUCCAACAAGCUUGGAGGAAAAUGUGAAUCAUUGCAGCUGCUGAGAACUUUGUUUCCUUGCUGGUCAAGGGUGAUAUUGAACUUUUGGAACAAUGUUCUAUGCUACCACGGAAAAAUGCAUUUUAAACCUUACUCAGGACACAUCCUGCUGUAGUGUGUAGCUGUGGAUGGCAACUAGUGGAUUAUGUUCUUCCUUUUUUUCUGGGUGGGGUUGGGUAUGGACUGCAUGAAUACCAUGAGUCAAAUCCCACUGCAUUUAUACUUUGCAGCCAAACACUAGCACAGCUUAGGGAUAUAGGACAAAAAUGAAACAUGGGGCUGAUUUUCCUUUCCUAAGCUUAUAAGGUUAGCAGGUUUAACUAUCAGUCACCACGUACAAGGUAACCUGAGACUGUUGUAACUGUUGUUCAGCUAUAAUUCCCAGACUGGGAGAUACAACUGAACAAUCUCUGGAAAACCAUUGGUUACUCGUUUCUGAUCUACACACUGGAAGGAGGAUAUAUUUGGUGUACAUGGAAUGGACAUGAAUUUUCAUUUCUUCCUUAUAUAUUUGAAACAUUUUUUAAUUGAAAUAAAUAGAAUAAAAUCUUGUAUGAUUAAAAGA